Cherax quadricarinatus is the source of this 1118-nucleotide messenger RNA. RefSeq lists its product as uncharacterized. Lineage: Eukaryota; Metazoa; Arthropoda; Malacostraca; Decapoda; Parastacidae. The record is from RefSeq and is a predicted model, not a curated record.
CCGAAGUGUUCGAAAAACUACAGUGGUACUUCCUGCAGUAUGGAGGUAGAGGCUGCAAAAAUAAUCUGGCCACGAUCUGUUGAAUACGAUAUGCAGUUUGAGGUGAUUGUGAGCGAUAGUGAUGACACUGAAACGCUCGCAGGUCUCCGAAGCAUGAACAAUGGGGAAGGACCUUACCCUGACAUGUUAGUUAGAAAAGAAGAAUGCAUCGAUUAUUAUUCCAAAAGACUGAAAAUCCGCUUGCAACAACUUGCAAAAAAUAUUUAUAGUGAGAAAUUGCGGGAAAGUGGCGAGUCAAGAAAACAGUCUUCAUUAAGAGGAAAGGACCUAUUAACUGAUGUAACAAUAGAAAAGCUUGCCUCUUACUUUAGUCAUGAUAUCAGGCAAAAUAUAAAUACUAAUGAAGAAAAAAUGAAGAAUGUUAUAUUAUCAAGCCUCUAUCACUGCUGUUCCACUGACAACAGACCACAGCAUCACCUUUGCCCUAAAGGAGCUAACUCAUGGUGUUUCUAUCAGAGAGCAAACGCAACGAACACUAAGCCACCUUCCCAUAACACAAUGAAAGCCAGACUUAGACUAGAACCAGAGAACGAGGCUGCUGUCAAGCAAAUAUACCAUGAGCUAACCAGUAAAGACAAGAUGCAGCGGUGUCUGAAAGUACGAGGCCAAAACCCAAAUGAAAGCCUGCACCAGCGCAUCUCGUCUUAUUGUCCCAAGACAAAAUACAAAUUCAAACGUGAUCUAGACUUUGCUGCUGCACAUGCUAUUAGUGAAUAUAAUAGUGGUUAUGAAAAUACGUGCCUGGACACCUCAUUUGGCCUCAAACGCAGUAGAGUAACACAACAGAAACUGCGAAAAUUGGACGAACUAAUGCAAAAAAACAGUGGUAGGCGGGACAAAUAAAAGAAACUGAAAUGUAUUUAGUGAUUAUUAUUAUUAUUAAAAUAAAAAAGAAGCGCUAAGCCACAAGGGCUAUACAGCGCUGCUGUAUUUCGUGAGCCUGGUGGUUAUUACAGAGUUUACGCCUUCAAAAAACCUUUGUAAAUGGUGAACUUCAUGGAGCUUCUAGCAUAGACGUUCGACCACCUUCUUAACUUACAAUAAAAAUUUCAUUAUAA